Molecule: messenger RNA, 624 nt
Organism: Carcharodon carcharias (great white shark)
Lineage: Eukaryota; Metazoa; Chordata; Chondrichthyes; Lamniformes; Lamnidae
Product: coagulation factor X-like
Exons: 2
Coding region: 1-624 (207 amino acids)
Biological process (GO): proteolysis
Molecular function (GO): serine-type endopeptidase activity
Source: RefSeq, a predicted model, not a curated record
AUGAGUGAACACCAGCUAAAGAAAGAAGAAUUUACUGAGCAAGUAAGGAAUGUGUCAAGGCUGAUCUUACAUGAGAACUACAAUAAGAAAACUGUUGACAAUGACAUUGCGCUGCUAAAACUCGAUGUUCCUGUGGUUCUGGAUGAUUAUACAGUCCCUGUCUGUUUACCUGAGCACCGUUUUGCUUUGUUCGAGCUGAGGCAAAUCCGAUACUCCAUAGUGAGUGGCUGGGGGAGGCGCUUGGAGUCUGGGACAGUCGCCUACACGCUACAGAAACUCCAAGUACCACUGGUUCGGACAUCUGUGUGCCGUCUGACUACUGAUCAUAACAUUACUGAAAACAUGUUCUGUGCAGGUUACAAGAAUGCACUGAAAGACUCCUGUAAAGGAGAUAGCGGAGGACCUCAUGUCACACAGUACAAGGGCAGUUGGUUUUUAACAGGAAUUGUAAGCUGGGGUGAAGGGUGUGCCCGGGAGGGAAAAUAUGGAAUUUAUACUAAAGUUUACAAGUACUUGGAAUGGAUAAGGCAGAAUAUGAAUCAGGACAGCCCAACAAUCAGCCCAGGUAUUUCAGAAAACCAAACUGAAUCUAUGAAACUAAUGGCAAAUAUUUCUCAUGUAUAA